CAGUCAUCAUGAAGUUCCUCUCCACUCUCGUUGUCGCCAUGGCCAGCGUGGCUAUUGCCCAGGACAACAACAAGGGCGACGGCACCUCCACCAAGUCCCAGUGCAAGCAGGUAGCCAAGAUCACCAAGCUCAUGGAUCUCGCCAGCAACACGACCAAGCUCGACAAGGUCACCGAAGGCAACGCGACCAAGGCCUCGGAGAUCCAGGCCAAGGCAUCCCAGGCGGCAACCAAGUUGACCGAGCUCCAGAGCAACACGACCCUCAUGGCCGCCUGUGACCAGAUCUUCGCCGUCCAGGACACAGAGAACGCCUGUGAGAAGAUGCAAGGCCUCGAGAAGCUGCAAGCCCUCGUUGCGAACCAGACUGCGCUUGACGAGAAGACCAAGGGCAACACCACCAAGGCCGACGCGAUCAAGGCCAAGGCCCAGGAGAAGGCCGCAGACCUGACCGCCAUGCAAGGCAACGCCACCCUCACGGGCUUCUGCGCUGGCUUCCAGGACAAGCAGUCCUGCAAGGCCAUGGCCAAGCUCGCCAAGAUGCAGGAGUUUGCUCAAAACACCACCGCUCUGAAUGAGAAGUUCAACGGUGAUGCAGACAAGAUCGCCAAGUUCCAGGCCAAGCUCAGCAGCAAGGCGGAGAAGAUCAAUGCCAUGAUGAGCAACCAGACCCUGAUGGAUGCCUGCAACAGCCUCGGCAUCACAACCGCGUCCACCACCACCGGCGCGUCUAAUUCAAACUCAUCCGACAAGAAGAGCGCGGCUAUCAGCAUCAACGCCAUGGGAGCCGGCCACGUCUUGGCUCUCGUGUCUGUCCUUGCCUACGCCGUCGCUAUGCUCUAAGCGUCAGAUGCAUGAUGACAUUUGAGAGUGGCAUGAGUGCUUCGUCGCCCUAAUUGGGCAGACUCAUGUGG
This is a messenger RNA of Diaporthe batatas, 910 nucleotides long. RefSeq lists its product as uncharacterized. The coding region runs from base 9 to 839 and encodes 276 amino acids. The record is from RefSeq and is a predicted model, not a curated record. The transcript has 2 exons. Lineage: Eukaryota; Fungi; Ascomycota; Sordariomycetes; Diaporthales; Diaporthaceae.